Molecule: messenger RNA, 1037 nt
Organism: Fusarium redolens
Lineage: Eukaryota; Fungi; Ascomycota; Sordariomycetes; Hypocreales; Nectriaceae
Exons: 1
Coding region: 56-979 (307 amino acids)
Source: RefSeq, a predicted model, not a curated record
CUUUGGCUGUCAUACCCAUCAUCUCAGUCCCCACCAGGAUGUCGUCAUCGCUGUCAUGAGACUCGCCUAUUCGAUACUCCAGCUCUUAAUGCUGUAUGAGCUGACUUCAGCCUCACCAUGCAAACCUUCUUCAACCCUCAGUUCUGUUGCAUCCUCCAGAACCACCAGCCCUAGCGAAACUGACAGAACCACUACCGACAUCUCGUCUACAGUCGCGUUGGAAACAGAGUCUGCCAUCUCUACAAUUUUGUCUCCUACAAUUCUCUCCAUAGAGACGGAAUCUGUCACCUCGACAGCCGUAUCACCAUCAGCUUUUGCUGGGGAGACAGAAUCGUUGUCCAUAGCCUCCUCUAAAACGACAACCGUUGCCGAGAGCACCACUACAUAUGAGCCAUUAGUCUCUACAACCUCAGCUACAACCUCAGCUGCGACCUCAAAUGAUGAGAAAUCCACCACAACAACAUCUGCUAAGCGACAACCCACCAACUUGAUUCGCAACCCCGGUUUUGAAGAUUCCACCUUCGCGCCCUGGGAGGCACCCACGGUUGCAGAUCGCGGAUGGCUAUCCGUUCGCAGCGACACAUCUCGUCCAGGAUCACUCCAGUGCGGCGUUUUCGACUCUUCACUACCUCCCAAAGGAGGGCUCAAACGCAGACUUAUUCAACCAUUGAGCUUUGCUGUUACGCAAAACAUCGACCCUACUGAGAUCAUCGUGGGCAAAGAAUAUCGAUUUUCGAUCUUUAUUAAGGCCACGGCGUCUAGUGGCUGCAGUGUGCAACGAUUGACAUGUGGUGCAGGAGUCGGAAUGGGGGAGUUUGGGCUGCCUUCGAAUGCAUGGGCUUUGAGAGCUAUCAGUUGUACUUGGAAUCAAGCUCAGCUGGAUGCUGGACCCAUCGUCGCGGUGACGAUUAUUUGUACUUCUGUCACUUUCUCCAUUGACGAUGCUGUCUUGAUAGAAAGCGAGGCAUCGCCGUAUUAAUUUGCAUUUAUAGAACUCUUAGAUACAUUAUCCAACAUGAUAGCUAUAAAGCUUCGAC